This is a messenger RNA of Plectropomus leopardus (leopard coralgrouper), 1734 nucleotides long. The record is from RefSeq and is a predicted model, not a curated record. Lineage: Eukaryota; Metazoa; Chordata; Actinopteri; Perciformes; Serranidae.
AAGAGGAGGAGGAAGAGGUGGCAGAGGAGAAGAAGAAGAAGCCUCAGGCUCUCCCAUCAAAGGAGGACUCUGUGGUUGAGGAGAAGGAGCUGGAGGAGAGCAGGCUGGAGCAGCAAGAGCAGUCCUCAGAGGCGACUGCUGCACCCUCUACUCUCUUACAUGAUGAUGCAAGUGGCAGGGGGUCCAAGGAGCUCCAGAGCCAGUUUCAGACGGUCAGAGCUAAUGGAGGAGAUGAGACAAACAGCAGCAAGUCCCAGGCAGACAGUGGGGAAGGAGCGGUGGGGGACUGUGCAGCGUCUCCUCUCGAUCCUGACAAUGAGUCUCAGCUAAGUCCGGUUGGUAUUCUGUCCAAGGACCGAGGCACUGUUCUCGGGGAGGUGGCUCCGGUGUGGGUCCCUGAUGCUCAGGCACAGGUCUGUAUGAAGUGUGGAGUCAAGUUUACGUUUACGAAGAGGAGGCACCACUGCCGCGCCUGUGGGAAGGUUUUUUGUGCACUCUGCUCCAAUUUGAAGUUCAGACUUACACAUCUGGAUGGCAAGGAGGGCCGAGUUUGUGUUUCCUGUCAUUCAACCCUCCUCAAAAGGACACCUCCGAGGGGGAAGAGGAGGGUGUGGUUUGCAGAUGACAUCCUCCCCAAUAAGCAGUCAGAGUCUGCACCGACCACGCCAGUCAGAGGGUUCUCGCCUCUGAUGAGACGAGCGCUGGGCGGGCCCGUCAGAAGUCCUGUGGGUUCACCACAAAUCAGGAGAGCUUUGCGGCCACACGGGACAAAUAUUAAUGAGGCUUGUGGCCCUUACGGCUGGGGCACCACAGCUUUAGUGAGCAGCUCUGCCAACCUCAUCCCCCUGGACGGCCUGCCACCCAUCCUCACGUCCACAGGAGUCAAAGGAGAUUACACUGUGGAGGAGCAGCCCUCUGAGAUGCUGCUUAUUCAGGAGUUGGAGAGUGGCAGGCCCAAACCUCUGGUGUUUGUCCUCAAUGCCAAUCUGCUUGCUAUGGUGAAGCUGGUCAACUAUGUUAACAGGAAGUGCUGGUGCGUGACGACAAAGGGGAUGCAUGCUGUGGGCCAGGUGGAGGUGGUGGUGCUGCUGCAGUGCCUGCCAGAGGAGAAAAGCUUCCCCAAAGACAUUUUCAGCCACUUUAUCCAACUGUACAGGGACACCCUCACAGGAAAGGUUGUGAAACACCUAUCGCUAUCCCUGUUUGGCACUAGUUUCCUGGGCAGCGAGGAGCACGUAGGCUUCCUGUACAUUCGCUCCACUCUCCAGUCCCUUCAAGGUCUACCUCUGCCAAACCAGCCCUACCUCUUCGGCCUGCUGGUCCACAGAGCAGAGGUGACCUGGGCCAAAGCCUUUCCUCUGCGUCUCAUGCUGCGAUUGGGGGCUGAGUACAGAUUUUACCCGUGUCCUCUCUACAGCGUGCGUUUUAGGAAGCCCUUAUUUGGGGAAAUUGGCCACACCAUCAUGAGACUAUUAGUGGACUUCAGGAAUUACCGUUACAGCCUACCAAUGGUGCCGGGGCUCACUGUGGAUCUUGAGGCUCAGAGGACCUGCAUAAAGAUACCGACCACUGGGUAUAAUGAGCUAAUGAAGGCUUUGAAUAAAUCCAAUGAGCAUGUGCUGGCCAUCGGGGCGGGCUUCAACGAGACUGCAGACUCCCACCUUAUCUGUGUGCAAGGAGACGAUGGCCAGUACCAGACUCAAGCCAUCAGCAUCCACAAUCAGCCGCGCAAAG